Sitophilus oryzae (rice weevil) is the source of this 1551-nucleotide messenger RNA. RefSeq lists its product as uncharacterized. The record is from RefSeq and is a predicted model, not a curated record. The coding region runs from base 333 to 1448 and encodes 371 amino acids. The transcript has 6 exons. NCBI's taxonomy places the organism in Eukaryota, Metazoa, Arthropoda, Insecta, Coleoptera, Curculionidae.
AAGUUAUAGAGAGAGAUAACCUAUGGACUUUUUAUUCUUAAUCUAAGCUAUGGACCAAGAAUACACUUCAGCCUCGCCAAAACUCGCAAAAAAACAUACCUACAUCUUUUCAGAAAGAUGACAAUCGAAGGAAAGUCAUUUCAAAAAUGAAAAAAAAAAUGCGCAGUAGAUCCACCAAUGAGAUGUUGAAUCAAUUGCUAAAUCUCACGUGUUGUGUUCUUUGUUUACAAAUAUCAUAAUUUCGUAACGAUUGAUCAAAAUAGAUGAGGUAUUUUGAAUAGCCGUUCAGUUGGACUCGUGUGUAAUUUGUUUUUUAAUCAAACAUUUCAAUUAUGUUUGUUAUUACUCCAGUAAAAAAUUAUAUCAGCAAAUUUUUCGCAACUGCGCCUAAAGCAAUUCCUGCUGCUGAGAUAGGGCUGAUGGAUGUAUAUUUAGAAGAAAUACUUAAAAUUUUAAGUUGGAAUGACCCACAUUCAACAUUAAAAGCAUUUUGUGUCUUCAACAUUUUUGCCCUAACAGUCUUAACCUUUGAUAUAAAGUUUUAUGGAAUAUUCUUUCUGGUUCUUAGUUUUAUUUUUGUUUACGACACCAGAUGUAGGGAACAGUUAUACGCAGAGUAUAAAGGAGAAUAUGCCUAUCUUGUUAAAGAAAUUAAGAACGGAAUUUCUAAAAUAACUGACAUGCUGCAAUGUUUACACAGAGACAGCCCCGUAAUGUUCACAUGCUUCAUGGUGCUAUUUUUUCUUACAAUGCGAAUAAUUUCAUUAAGUAUGUCUGGAAUUACCUUGUGUAUGGUGCUAUUGUUUAUGCCCUUUUGUAUACCUAAGGGCAUUCAACUCCUUCCUGAAGAUACAACUGAAAAAUUAAAAUACUUCUUAAAUAGUUUAAGCACGCCUAAAAUUUUAGAUGUUUUAGCAGAGGAUGAAUUAAUUCCCUUCAUACAAGGAAAAGAUUUUUCAAGACGUGAAGCUGAUCUGGAAAGUUUACUAACAGACCGUACUGCAGACUCAGUUACAAACAGUUUUGUAAGUGGGAUUACUGCAAUGCCAUCAUAUAUGGAGAUUGCUGGAACAGAAAAAGAUCUGGAAGAAGAAGAUUUAAUACCAAACCGUUCUUCACAUAAUAAGAUGUUAAAAAGUGAAUUAUCUAGCGAUUCUGAAUCAGAUAACAAGGAUAUACAAUUCGACUCUGAUCAUUUCAAUACCAGUUCAUCAGAAGAAGAGCAUUUUUCUAAGGGCCUUGCAUUUCCCAAAGAACAGAAAGAAACCGAAGGUUUGGAGAAAAUAAUCAGCAGCGUCAUGUCGUCUGUAAGUGAAAAUGUUCUUGCAAAUAUCUUAUAUUCUGGAAUCGGUAGAGAAAAACAACCGGCAAAGAAAGUGCGCAAUAGUGAAAGUGAUGAUAGUAGUGAUUUUGAAAUUAUUGAUUAUGUUUCUAGUGAAGAUGAUUAAUAAUAUAUCCUAUUAAUUUACUUUAGGAUUUCAGUAUACUCACAACUUAAAAAAGGAUUUUAUUUUUUAUUUAAGCAAUAAAUAAACCUAAAUAAUGUGAAUA